Molecule: messenger RNA, 330 nt
Organism: Macrosiphum euphorbiae (potato aphid)
Lineage: Eukaryota; Metazoa; Arthropoda; Insecta; Hemiptera; Aphididae
Source: the annotation of a GenBank genome assembly
AUGGCAUCAUCUAUUGAUUGUUUUUUGAAUCUUGAUUUCAAUGGAAGUUCUUUAUUUAUAAAUCAUUAUAAGGAUGUUAUGAAUGUUUCAGUAGAUAUGCUCAAAGCUGAAAUGAUGGUCUUUAAAAAUUGCUUACCCACAAAUUUCAGUUUUGAUGAUGUUAAAAAAAACAUACAAAAAGUAACAUAUCCUAAUUUGUACAAACUUAUUCAGCAAAGAUUUAGCAACUUAUCAAUUUUAAAUAUUGAGAGGGACAUCACAAAUAAUUUAAAAAGUGAACAAAUUUUGAACAAAUUUAAUUUGCAUUCGAGAAAAAUAAUGUUAAAAUAG